This is a messenger RNA of Physella acuta, 6550 nucleotides long. RefSeq lists its product as uncharacterized. Gene Ontology annotation, molecular function: protein kinase activity; ATP binding; protein binding. Gene Ontology annotation, biological process: protein phosphorylation. NCBI's taxonomy places the organism in Eukaryota, Metazoa, Mollusca, Gastropoda, Physidae. The record is from RefSeq and is a predicted model, not a curated record.
GAACAACCUGGUGAAGAAUAUUAUAAGCACUUAAAUUUUAAUGGUAUAAGUGCGCUUAUGCUUGCAUCUAUCGACGGUAGAGAUAAAGAAGUAAAGAGACAGUUAAAACGUAAAGUAGAAGUAAAUCUCGUGCAACAAGACGGAUGGAGUGCUCUGAUGUUUGCAUCCAAAUUCGGACACAAGAAAAUAGUUGAGCUACUAAUUAAACAUGGAGCUAACGUUGCUUGUGUGGAUAGAAGUGGAAGAGACGCGUUAAUGAUUGCAUCUGAGUUUGGACAUGACACGACAGUACAGCUACUACUAAAGCACGGAGCUGAUGUUACUCGAUGUAAAAGAGUUGGAUGGAAUGCGUUUAUGCUAGCGUCUAAAAAUGGACACAAUGCAAUAUUAGAAAGGUUACUUGAAAGUGGAGCAGACAUUAAUCAAAGCAAUUUGAUCGGACAGAAUGCAUUGUUGCUGGCUGCGGAAUUUGGGCAUGAUAAAACAGUUGAACUACUGAUUCAAAAGGGUGCUGACAUUACAUAUACCUUAGCAAAUGGAUGGAACGCAUUUUUGUAUGCAAGUAGAUUUAACAAUUAUAAAACGGUUGAUGUUCUACUGAAAAAUAAAGCCGAUGUCAGUCAUUGUAACGAUGAGGGAUGCGACGCAUUAGCGAUCGCAAGCUUCUAUGGAUAUAAUAAUAUAUUAAAGAUACUUCUAAAACAUGGGGCGAAUGUCAAGCCCGCUAAGAAAGACGUUUGGAGUGCAUUAAUGCGUGCCUGUUGUAAUGGACAUAAUUCAACAGUUGAAAUAUUACUGGAACAUAAAGCUGAUGUUAACUAUGUUAAUGAAAAGCAGUGUACUUCAUUAAUGAUUGCCUCUAACUAUGGAUACAAUGAAAUGAUAGAUUUAUUGCUAAAAAAUGGCGCAAAUAUUAACUAUUUUAAUUCAAGUGGAUCUAAUGCACUAACGCUUGCAUCGUAUUCCGGGCAUGAUGAAACGGUUAAGUUACUGCUUGAAAGGGAAGCUGAUUUUAAGCACUGUAACACCCAUGGACAAGAUGCAUUAAUGAUUGCAUCAAACAAUGGGCACGUACUGUCUGUACAGCACUUUCUUAACAAAGGAGCCGAUGUGAAUCGUCAAGACAAAAACGAAAUGAAUGCAUUGAUGCUUGCAUGUCAAAAUGGACAUCACAAAACAGUAGAACUACUUCUAAGAAAAGCAGUAGAUUUUAAUCAUUCUGAAUCCCAUGGGUUUAAUUCCUUACUGCUUGCUUCAAAGAAUGGACAUCAUGAGCUAUUGAAACAAUCCGGAGCUGACAUCAAUGCAACUAAUAAAAAUGGAUGUAAUGGACUGAUGAUUGCAUCUCAAUUCGGACAUCAGAAAACAGUAGAAAUUUUGCUUGAACGCGGAUCAAAUAUUAAAGACGUUGACUUAAAAGAGUGGGAUGCUUUAAUGUUUGCUUCUGACAACGGGCAUGUAGAAACAGUUAAACUGUUGCUUAAACGUGGAUCUGAUGUCAAACACGCUAGUUUACAAAGAGUGAAUGCGUUAAUGCUCGCAGCUCAAAACGGACAUGCACAUAUUGUAAAGCUGUUACAUAAACAAGGAGCAGAUAUUAAUCUCGUUGACACAAAGGGUUGUAAUGCACUUAUGUUCGCAGCUCAGAACGGACAUGCACAAAUUGUAAAGCUGUUACAUAAACACGGAGCAGAUAUCAAUCAAGUUGAAUCACAGGGUUGUAAUGCUGUUAUGCUCGCAGCUCAACAAAAUCAUUUUGAAGUCGUAGAAUUUCUGAUCGAGAACGGAGCUAUAAUAAAUUGUAAUAAUUCUUUUGAAUGGAAUGCACUUAUGUAUGCAUCUCAAAAUGGGAAUACAACUAUUGUAGAAUUACUGCUUAGUAAUGGAGCUGAUGUUAAAUACGCAACAACAGAAGGAUGGAAUGCACUAAUGUCAGCGUCACAAAACAAACAUUAUAAAAUUGUUUCCUUGUUGGUCGAUAAAAUAUCUGAAAACAAUACGCUAAAAUCUUUAUGUAAAGAAGAGAGCAGUUUGUUUACCGCCAUCUACUUGGUUGAUUUAAUUUAUUUAGCCUUGCAAGUUGAACACUGCCGUGCCAUAGAAACAGUAUCUGCAUUUGUUCAAAAGAAUUUUAAAGAUCCGUUUUAUGCAAGUCAGAUUGAGUUUAUUUGCCAAUACUCUUUAAAAAGAAUGUUAAUGAGCAAAGGUAUGAACAAACAAGUGAGCUUAAACAGAGGCGGUGAAAGGAGUACAGAAUUAGAGAAUUUACGAACGUCGAUUACCUGCUACACGAUUUUGUCAGGAGUGCUAAGUAAUAAAGAGAAAAAAGUUUACGACAAGAUUCUUUCAAAGAUAUUGCAUGAACUUCCAUUGAUGAAUAAAUUUGAUGCAAUACAGUUUUUUACAUAUCAAAAAUGCAUAUUGAAUAUAUGUUCAGCAAUAAGCAAAGAGGCGAAAAAAGAUUUUUUUCUAAAACUUAGUCAAACUAGCUAUGCAGAUGUGACUAUAACACUUUUAACUGAGGAAAAUCUUCUUAAUAUAGAAUCACCCAAUUUUUCACUACUCUUGAUUACCGAUAUGUUAUAUAUAUUGUGUUUUGGAAGCUACUAUUGCCAAACAUUUGCUCUGCUGUUGGUUGAAAAGAAUAUUAUCAAAAUAUGUAUGGACUUUCUUAUCAAACAUAAUGAUGGCAAGAAUACACAAUUCAGAUGGAUAAAAAGUAGAUUGGUUUUGAUUAUGUACCACUAUGUAAUUAAAGAUGGCGAAAAGAAGUAUUUCUUAAAUUACAACAUGACAGAAUUUUCAAAAAUAGAAUUCAGCGAGCUUCAAAUAAAUAUUGCUUCAAAACUUAUGUGUUUGUUGAUAAAAGAAAAGACACCUACAGAAACAGAAAUUACAAGAAAACUCAUAAACUCACUAAAGGAAGAUAUUGAAAAAGCUGUUAAUGAUUAUGAUACAUUUAUCUCUGGAAUGGAGUUAUCGGCAGUGCUUGAAGGUCUUGCAAGAUAUGCAGAGUAUGGAGAUGAAUUAAAUGAGAUUCUUCCACUUUUGCCAAAAUUUAAAGAAUUUCUUGCACACGGUAACCUUGAGGAUCAAGUUUGUACAGCUAAGUGUUUAAAAGAGUUGGGGAGAAACAUAGAAGCUGGAACAGAAAUUUUAAACGACCCGGAUAUGUACAACCAGCUACAAGAACUGAGCAAAAGUACAAAUUUAGACAUAGCAUACAAUAUAAAAUCUACUUUGUGGAGGUCUGGAAGAACAUCCGGAAUAUUGCCAUUUAAAGCAGACGAGUUAUAUUCUGACGAGUUCCCAAAGGAUUUUAAGAUAGAAACUAAAGCGGUAGCCUGCGGUGGCUUUGGCAGUGUUCAUCAUGUCAUCGAUAAGGAUCAACCGGAAGCCAAAAAGUUUGUUGCGAAGAAAAUCUUUUCAAAACUCAGUGACGUUAGCUUAUGGGAGGGAAGUUUUAAGAGGGAGGCCUCAGUUUUAAUCAAACUGAAACACACAAGGAUUGUCCAGUUUCAUGGUUUUCUGAAGAAUAUAAAAGAAAAUAUUCUGUUUCUUGAAUUUAUUGAAAUGGGUACACUGACGGCAUUUAUAGAAAGACACAAACGACUCAAGGAAGAUUUGACAAGACAGUUUGCAAAACAAAUUUUAGAAGGUGUACAAUACCUGCAUGACAAUAAUAUAUUACAUUUGGAUAUUAAAGGUAAUAAUAUAUUAAUGGUGGAUGAAUCAAACAUAAAACUAACAGACUUUGGAUUGUCAACAAUUGUUGAUAACUAUGAUGGUGUUAAAUCAAAAAGGGGCACAACUAGAUUUAUGGCUCCAGAAAUGAUGGUCUGCCCUAAGGGAAACACAUUCAAGUAUCACACAAGCCUGGACAUUUGGAGUGUUGGUUGUACUGUUGUUGAAAUGUUGACCGGUAAACCGCCACACAAUUCUUUGAUAACACCACAGAUAUUUUAUAGAACUUAUAUAGGAGAACCUCCAAGAUACCAGCUACCAGAAACAUCAUCAUGUGCAUGCAGAAACUUUCUAGAUAAGAUUUUUGAAAGAAAUGCUGAAAUGAGGCCAACGGCUAACUGGUUACUUAAAAAGGACCCGUUUAUUAUCUAGAUGACGUCAUUUAGAACCAGUUGUUUGUGAUUUAAAAAAAAAACGAAGAUGUAUUGCUUACUUUAAAGCCAUUUUAGACAUCAUUAUACUCCAUCAUUAUUUUGUAAUUUAAUUGUCUAUGUACGUAUGUAUAUUCAUUUACAUGGGACGGCGGGGCCUUGCGGUAGAGUCCACACAGCUCUAAUGGGUACAAAACCUUAAUUUAUGGACAUUAACGCUAUCCUUUCCUAUGCCGAUGUCUCUGAUACAGAUUAACUCUACUUCAUCUGCCCCAUUAGUCUUAGGCACGAACGGGAAAUUAUGAUGGUGAUGAUGUUCAUAUACACUUACGUUAAAAUAAAUGUGUAUAUAAUAUUAGGCCGAAGACAUGUUAAUAAAACCAUACCGAUAAUCGUGCAAUUUUGUGAUGCGACUCAAACUAUGAAGUUGUUAAUAUUAUUUUACAGAAACGAAAAACCUAAUAUUGAUUCUUUAGUCACAAAUAAAUACUCAAUUAAUGUAAACAGAAAGGGCUCGCUUUAGUCGUUUAGGCUCACUAGACAACUUGUUAGCUUCUAAAGGUUACCAGAUGUAUGUUAUUUUUUUUUUAAGUAAGAGAAAAUAUAGUAAUUCGUUCAACAAUAUUAGUUACUUGAAGAUAGCAAGUGCUUAAAUAAUCAUUUUAUUGUAUUUUUUUCAUUUCGUUAAAUUUAUGUAUAACUGAUAACAUUUUGACCAAGUGUAGACCUAUGUAUUUAAAAACGCGUGAAGAAAAUUAAAUAUUGUUUCUUAUUUAGCAUCUAUAAAUGUUGAUACUCCAAGAAAAUAAAAUAUAUCACAUUUUAAAAACCAAAAAACUAUUGUAUGUUUGAAAACAUUUAGUUUAAAAGUGCAGCGAACAUUUAAAUGACGAAAACAUUUUAAUUGAUUGUAUCUAUCAUUAUACCAUGCCUAAAAUUACAUUGUGUAUUUCUUUGUCGUUUUCACUUUACUUUUUAGACUAUUACAUUAAUGCAUUUUUUAAUCUAAUAUACAUUUUUAUAGAAUUUUUUCUAAUUGCACUAUCUAUUACAUUAUUUCAUUAUGAUUUCUGAAAAGAAAAUUCGGUUUGCCUUUUAUUUUCUGGUAUAUAUUUACGUGUAAAUUUUUCCGUAAAAUCAACAACAACUUUUUAAUAUAUGUCUCAUUUUAUUUCAACGUUGUAAAAUAUCUUUUGCCAGUUUUUUUGUCGUCAAAUUUACACUAAAUUACACUCGGCGUGGUCGAGUCGGUAAACCGAAAAGUCUCGAGUUCGAACCCUCGGGCAGAUGAGGCUCGUUAGCUGGGGACAGCCACUCUUCUAGGAGAGACAACUCCAAAAUUAAACAACUGCUACCUUGUAGUUUGUUCUUGGUUGGAAAAAGGCUAUGGAAGUAAAUCCAAAAAGAAAAGCAGGCUGAAAUCGGAGCCAAUGGCCUCAAUGGCGCAUAACAAGUGGACACGUAAACGCUUAAUUGUGUCGGAGGCGUGGUCGAGUCGGCAAAAAGCUCAUGGUUGAUAAAUUCGAACAAUAGAGUUCAAACCCACUGGCAGAUAAAUCUUGAUCCCCUUCAACACUAAUAAUUAAGAACGAAGAAGAAGAGAAGAAGAGACACUAAAUAUGUAUUGAUUAGUACAAAUGAGAUGGUCCCAUUUUUAUUGCAACAAUAUUAUUGUAAAUGUAUUAAAAACAAUAUAUGCAGAAACAACAAGCAAAUGCUAUUCAACUUUAACAAUUGAUGGAUUAAAUAUUUAUUCCCUAGACAAAUAAAUAUGUACAGUUUUCUGAAUGUGGUAACUGGGUGUCUUAUUUGAAGGUGUUAUUAUCCUAAUUUUUUACCGGAGAGUUAAAUGCAAUAAACGAAUGUUAAAUAUCAAUUAAUAACAAUGUAGGCGCAAAUGAAUCCACCCAGUUUUCUGGGUAUUCAAAUCAAGCUGUGGAAUCUGCAAGCGGCUUGGCCUUUUGCUGAACACUUUAUCUCAUCUUUCGCAGAGGUCACAGAGAAAAGUUAGCUCAACUUAACAUGCUCAUGUGAAUGAUGUGAAAAAUAUACAAGACACACUUCAAGCAAACGUAAAAGAAGCAAAUUAGUUGGUAACUUUAAAGAUUAAUAGUUGUAAUACGUGACAUGCAUGUAGACAAAUUAUUAUAACUCAUAUACCCUUAUUUUCAAAUGUAUGACAAAAAUAAAUUUAGUUGCAUCAGUAAUUUUUAUUUUAUAUUAUUUAUGGGCAGUAAGCCCCGCCAUUUGUUGUAUUACAUUAUAUAUUUUUUAUUAAUAGUGAAGUGUAUAAAAUUAUAUUCAUUUUGUAGUGUUUCAUUUUUACAAAUAUUAGCCCUAAACGAUUAUUUGUUUUUCGUUGGCCUGUACUCAUAAAACCAUGAUACACCCAGGAGAAUAACUGAAUAAAUGUGUCUUGAUUUUUGUAAAUUUAA